Molecule: messenger RNA, 6702 nt
Organism: Chroicocephalus ridibundus (black-headed gull)
Lineage: Eukaryota; Metazoa; Chordata; Aves; Charadriiformes; Laridae
Gene: ACBD5
Product: acyl-CoA binding domain containing 5
Exons: 12
Coding region: 276-1754 (492 amino acids)
Biological process (GO): fatty acid metabolic process; pexophagy
Cellular component (GO): cytoplasm; peroxisome
Molecular function (GO): fatty-acyl-CoA binding
Source: RefSeq, a predicted model, not a curated record
UGCGGGCGGUGUUUGGCCUGUGGGGCGAGGUGCUGGGCGGGUUGUGCCUGGCCCUGCCGGAGGGCGAGGGCCGGGGGACUGGGGCGGCGGCCGAGCGCGGCCGGGGCUGGGCACCCCGCCCCGCUGCCGCCGGGGGUGGCUACCUGUGGCCCGGCGCCUCUCAGCCCCUCUCCCGCGCAGUCGGCUGUAGGCGCUGAGGGAGGCUGAGCCGAGCCCGCUCCGCCGGACGUGGCCCGGCGGCCGAGCAGGAGGCGGUGAGGGGACGGGACGGGGACAUGGCGGAGACCGGCUCCGUGCACGCCACCAGGUUCGAGGCGGCCGUGAAGGUGAUCCAGAGCCUGCCCAAGAAUGGUUCAUUCCAGCCAACGAAUGAAAUGAUGCUCAAGUUCUAUAGCUUUUAUAAGCAAGCAACCCAAGGACCCUGUAACAUUCCACGACCUGGCUUUUGGGAUCCAAUUGGUAGAUAUAAAUGGGAUGCUUGGAGUGCCUUGGGAGACAUGUCCAAAGAAGAAGCCAUGAUAGCCUAUGUUGAAGAAAUGAAAAAGAUUCUUGAGAGUAUGCCAAUGACGGACAAAGUUGAAGAAUUACUACAAGUUAUAGGCCCGUUCUAUGAAAUAGUAGAAGAUAAAAAGAACAGAGGAUCUGACCUAACCUCAGACCUUAGUAAUGUCAUGAAUUCCACUCCAAAUAUAAAGGCUGUGAAUGGAAAAGCUGAAAGUAGUGACAGUGGAGCAGAAUCGGAAGAAGAAGGGCUUCGUGAAGAGGAGGAAAAAGAACUGCAGCUAAAUGGAAAGGACUAUAAGAAUGUGAAACCAGAAUCAGCAGCUGCUAAGGAUUUGGAAAGUAUUGUUACUAAUGGCAGUUACACGGAGAGCUUUAUCCCAGAUAUGCAGAAUGGCAUCCAGACCAAAUCUGCCCUGAAUGGCUUGAACCCAGAGGAAGAAAUAAAGAAAACAGAGCCAAGCAUAGAAAUAGCUAAUAAUGAUGCUCACCAAGGUGUAAAUGAAGAGAAUACUGAAGAGUUCUCAGCAACUCAGCACUUAACCAGUGAUUCAGACAGUGAAGUUUAUUGUGACUCUAUGGAGCAACUUGGACUAGAAGAGCCCUUGGAGAUCAUCACAUCAGCUAAAGGAUCUUUAAAGCAUUCAUCCCAUUUCUUGGAUGUAGAUCACAGUCUUCUGUUAGAAAAUACGGAUUUUCCAAGGAACACUUGCAUGACUUAUAGGAAUGUCCAGCCUGGAAAUACUGUAGAGGGAGCAGCUCUAGAACAAGGCGAAGUCAAGUGUGGAGGAGAGGAUGGCAAGGCCAGUAAUGGGGGCCCUCACAAAGAGAAGAAAGGUGGAGAAAAGGCGGAUUUCUACAAUGUCAGAAGAGGGAGAGGGCAUAGACUUCAGCCUCUAGGAGACGGUUCCCAAGGUGGACAGAUGGGUAGUGGAGGGGACGGAGAGCGCUGGGGAUCAGACAGAGGACCCAGGGGUAGCCUCAACGAACAGAUUGCAGUAGUGCUGAUGCGGUUGCAAGAAGACAUGCAGAAUGUCCUUCAGAGGUUGCAUAUGCUGGAGGCAGUUACAGCAUCACAGGCAAAAUCUGCAACACUACAGUCAAAUUAUCAACCUGCCUCCUCUGACAAGAAACCAUCAUGGUGGCCCUUUGAAAUUUCUCCUGGUGUUUUAGCUUUUGCUAUUGUUUGGCCAUUUAUUGCCCAGUGGUUGGUACACGUGUAUCUUCAAAGAAAGCGAAGAAAACUGAAUUGAGAAUUCAUGACUUUCCUUAAGGACUGCUAGAAGAUGGCCCUGGAAAGCGAAGGAAUUCUGAAUUCUCAUAGAAUCUCAGGAUCUGGGAUGAUGUUCCUUCUGUUAUCGUAAUAUUUUGUACUACCUUUGAGCUCAACAUUUAAGGACUAACAUUAUUGAAACUUGAAUGAUUCACAGCUCCUAGGUUACAAAUAAAAUAAAUUUAACAAUUCCAUCCCCAAACCCAUAUGAACAUUAAUUAUUUUGGAAUGUGCUAGUGGAUGGACCUUCAGUAAUUACUGGUCUUGCUGAUGUCAGAUGAUGAAGAGAAUAUCAUCUUAGCAAAAGAGUAAGUGAAAAUAUGUAAAACUGUCACUUUAACGGAGAAAUAAUUUUACAGUCACAACAUCCCUGCCUGUUUUUCCACAGGGUUACACAUUAUCAGAUGAAAGCACUAAUAAAUUAUGAAUUCAAUACAUUGUAAGCUGUUGGGAAAAUACAAUAUAGCUCUGAGGAAUUCAACUGGUUCUUUUUGCUGCUAAACUGGUGUGGGGCAAAUUUCCAUGUAAAUUGGUCAGAAAUGAAGUUGAAUCCUUCACUUAUCCUUUAAGAUUGUAAAGGAGAUUUGGGAAUUGAUAGAUGUCUUCAAGUUAGAGCCGUUAAUAACAGAGGGGCUGUCAAAUAUAAGUUUGGAAACAGUGUGUGGUACAAGGGAUCCAUCUAAAGAGGCUGCACCUUAUAUUUUUAACUUGGAUAAUUGUAUUCUUGUUGACAACAGCUUGUUUAACUGAAAUACAUAGUUUAGGCACAAGGUGCUUUAAAAUGAGAUGAAAGCUAGCGCUGUAAGUGUAGCUCUAAGAUUUUAAAAAGCUUGGUGCACUGCAAGAUUUUGUUGUCAGUUUAUGUCAAAUUAAAAUAAGAUUUAAUCUAGCCCUAAUCUAUUGUGGACUUUGCCCAACUCACAUUAGGAAAAAUAUCAGUUCUAGUAUUUCUUUCUCUCUUUUCCUUCUACUUCCUUUCAAAACAAAACUUUUCAGCUAAUUUUGGUGCUGAUUUUUUUUUGCCAUGGACUAUUUAUUAACCAAUAUACAGACAGAGUUACAACCUCGUGAAGUUUGCUUGAUUAAAGCACGCUUUACACUUAAUUUUAAAAUAAAUUAAUAUAUAAGUUGUCUAAAUCUCUGGAAAGGAGAAAUGCACUAAAAUGAGAUUUGACAGGAAAUUAAGACAUUCAUUUCCUAUAACAAAUUACAUCAUAACAUAAUCCAUGGUUAAGGUCUGACUCUUCACAAAUUUCGCAAUAUUAUAGAUGUGCUUUCAUUCUCUACCUGGAGUACAUAUUACAAAUAAUUCUUGAGGAAAGUUAUUUUUUGUCCUUCCUGAAAAUCUUUUAUAGUUUGGAAAACAUUUUUCAUACAAGUUAUACUGUAUAAAAAUGUAAUCACAGAACUUAAUGUUUGUUUUACCAGAGCAAUUUUAAUCUUGUAUUUAGUUAAGUGUGUUUUUUUUUUAAAGUUACUUUUCCCCUCUUCUGAUUUUCUUAUUGUAAAGCUGAAUUAAAAAAAAACACUUAGAACCUGUUUGAAGACUGUUGUAACACUCAGAUGGUGAGUUUUGGCAUGAGAUGUACUGAAAACUCAGGUUUGAGCAAAGCUUAUGCUGGAAGGGAAGUUCUGCUGUCACCGGAAGCCAUUGCACCUGUAGCUUGAAGUUCCUAGAGUGAUUUACUUCUUAUCAUAAAAGGAUAGAAAUGAUUAUACAGGAAGGAUACUCUAGCUGGAGGGUCACUUUAAAAAACAAAAGCCUCCUGAAGCAGGACGUCUUCUGACAGGAUGAAGCACACUGGAGUGCCUCCUCCCCAGUUCAUAACCAUGUUAGAUGUAGGUGUCUCACUUUUAGAGACGGUACAGGCAUUCUUAAAGGUACUUAACUUUUAACUUCCUACUGAAAUAAAUGUAGGCAAGUGCCAUCCUUGUUAUUUAUUCAUGUUUCAAUAAAUCAAUCCCUUAAUAUUUUGUAUUUUAUCUUGAACUUUCUUAAUGUUUAGUAAAUGCUGUAUGUCGGAUGCUUUGGCUGCUGGCUACAUUUUGAAGACAUGGUCUCAAUCUUAAAGUUGUAAUAUAGAACAUCAUCGCUUUUAUAAACAUUCAUCUGCAAUUCAUAACUGGGCCUCAGCUGCUAGGGGUAUCUCAAACUCACCGUAGUUCAGACAGUUUUCUAGUUAGCUGGUAUUCCAUCUUAAAGGUAAGGACAAAUGAUUAAUUUUUAUAGCUUGCCCAAAUACAAAGAUACACAGCUUUAACUUAGAGAAAGUGACAUAAGCAAUUCAUUGGUGCUCAGAAGUAGGACCUGCUGUUCUAGCUGGUGCUCUCCUCAGGAGGGCUGGCAGUCAGAACAGUUCUGCAUAGCACUGGAAACAUCUUGACCCAGCUCAAAAUUGCACUUCUGAAGCAAAUGUCCAGCUGGUUUCCUGCAGUGAAUCAAACUUCCUUCAAAAAAGCAUAGGUGUGCUCUGGCUGAUAGCAGAUGGAAGACAUUCCGCCUACUUGUAGGUGCUCAGCUUGGGGAAACCAGAGCAGAGACAGGUAUUAGUGGGGGGGUGCUGAUGUUCUGGCAUCAGGGCCCUCUGUCUCUCCUCCUCUGGUCCCAUGGCAGCAGAGCAGGUGGUGGUGGAGACAGAGCUGCUGUCUUUGGCUCUCUAGUUACCACAGAGGAGCAGACUCCACCUAAGAGUCUUUGCUCUCCUGCCACUAAAUACACAAACGUAGCUUGCAAUAAGGAUUGCAGGAAGGUGUUAGCAAGUCAUGAACUGAAGGGCAUAAUGCCUGUAUUAGGUGUUUCCCUACUUACAACCACUGUCUUUGCUGGGGUAGGGGCAACAGUCAGCGUUUCUUUGUGUAAAAGUCCUCCUCCCACUCCCCCAGCAGGAUCAAAAGUUAAGACAGUUUAAAAGACAAUAAAAUGCAGAAGCAAGCAACAGCAGGACUGCAGUAUUUUAUUUUAUAUAUUUACAUAAGUGUGCAAAGUAAGUUUUUUGAGAAUGUAGUAGAGAGGAAAAAAAUAAAUUUCCCUGUCAGAGUAACCAUAGGUGAAACCUGAUCAUGCUGGAACUGGAACCCAGUAGCUCAAGAACAGCUGGCAGCAUUUCAGUAUCUUGGCUCCAAACAUGGGGCAGUGUACAGGUGAGCCUAACAGCAAGUCAGGGGUAGUAACAGCUGUCCAUGACUGCUCUUUCUGUAUAAGCAAAUCUGGACAGAAGCGUGCUAAGAACUGUAAUAGCAGAUAAACUCUCUCCCAAGAUAACCUGGGAGCUACAGAGUUUCUAUGUAGGUUAUGCACAUAAAGAAAGUUUAGGCCUUCAAGAAACACCAUGUAACAGCUAGAGCACUUCCCGAGUGGUAUUCCACAGCUUCUAAGGACCAAAAACUUUUGCCAAAUAGUUGUAGUUGAUCACUAAUGAGAAGAAACUUUAAAUCUUCUUCAGCUACUACAUUAUAGCUUUUUGUAUGUUUCCCUGUAGCGUUUCAAGUCUAGCAAUAAGUGGGGCAAAACUAAUGGGACAAGAAAUUCCAUGUUGAAGAAUAAAGCUAGGAUUCACCUUUUUAAACAAAAGCACAAAAAAACCCCAAGAAACAAAACCAACUACAACCCCCAACAGUCACCUUGUUAAAUUCAACUCCACAUUUGCUAUGAUCAGGAUAAAAGCAAGAUACUGAGGAGAACAGCAUAUUGCAAGUCUUCAGUGUUAACUGUGCAGAAUCUAACAGUUCUGGACAACAGUGUAGCGGUAACUGUUUAGAUUAAACAUUCCAAUUUGACAACAUUUAUUGUUCUACAGAAUUUAUGGUUUUGUAUUGUUUUAUAAAACUAUAGUAGAAGAACCAUAAUUUUCUUUUAGAGUAAGGUUUUUAUAAGAAGGCUUGAGGUUUUCAUAAAAACAAAACAGUGACUUAACAAGAUUCUUUAUGCCUAAUAUUUUGGUGUACUAUCAUCUCUAGCUCUAUAUACACUAGCAUUAGAUAACCUAAAAGACUUUUAAGCAGUUCUGUAGUUCAUUGUGAUUGGUCAAGAAAGAGUUUAGAUAAAAGCUUACUUGACCAUUGCAGCUGAUUAAGAAUUAUUUCAAGGGGUCAGAAGUUCUCUUUACAUUGUCAUGCCACUGUAACUGAUUUUUUUCUGCCUUGAAGGGAAGGGAAUGUACAAUACUGCAAAGUGGGCGCAGGUUGUAACCUUCUGUAAAGUACUGAAGACAAAGAGCUGUUGUGGUGUUCAAUUUACAAUAUUUCCUAAUAUUUUUAGAGUAUUUUCCUCGGCAUGAAACUGAGAUUCAUUCUUGUAAAACUAGUUUUCUUAAGCCAAAUUACUAGAAAUGGAAGAAUAAAUAGUGUAAAAUAUCAGUGAUUACUUUAAUUAAGGUAUUCUCCUCCCCCAUUUUAUAUAUUCUAACUAUACAAAGGAAAAAUGCUAAAGAACUUCUCAACAUUUUUAGAGAAUGUUAUCUAUAGAUACUGUUUCAGUAAUGUAUUACAUUUGAUUGCUUACACCUUUUUCAUAUAACAUUAAUUUCAUUCAGAUUCAACAAUUUAGAAGUUUUCUGAAACUGAAGUCCCUUAGCAAAGGGAGUGAGUGAGCAUCACUAUGUUUUGCAACUUGCCAAGAUCCUGUUUCACUACAUUUGAGUUAUCGAACCUAGAGUCAGGAUUUGUCACUCUGAGCUGUUGAGAAUUAGCUCUCUCUUGGGCCCUCUAGGAAAACAUCCUUUUCUCCACCAUUCCCAUUCUUUUCCCAGCUACCUGAGCAGACACAGCAGGAAGCCCAGCAGACACUAUUUGCUCAGAAAUCCAUCAAUAAAUCUUGUCUUCCAGAAAGCAGGGCAAUGAAGGGACAACUCAGUCCCCCUGUAAGAAGGGUCAGUUCAUGAGACUUGAAAGUCACUUGGCAAAAAUCACUAGCAAAACGCUUGGCUUCU